Messenger RNA from Porites lobata, 582 nucleotides. NCBI's taxonomy places the organism in Eukaryota, Metazoa, Cnidaria, Anthozoa, Scleractinia, Poritidae. The record is from the annotation of a GenBank genome assembly.
AUGGAAAAAUUUGCCAACAAGUGCACCCCUGGAUUGUUCGACCGUGCCUUGUGUCUAGUCAAGAAUGAUGAAAAACAACAGCUUUCUAAGAAAAGACAUGAAAUACUGAGACUGCGAGUUGUGGCACUGCUUCAUCAGCUGUCUUACUUUACAAACCAAGUGUGUAUAAUAAUAAUAAAAAAUAAAAUAAAUAAUACUACUAAUAAUGAUAAUGGUAAUGAUAAUGAUAAUAAUAAUAAUAAUAAUAAUAAUAAUAAUAAUAAUAGUAAUAAUAAUAAUAAUAGCAGGAACCAUACUUUAGGAAGACACUUAAAUUAAAUUAAACACUAUGGUGUGUAAUAGACAUAAGUGUUGCUUGUUUGUUUUCAACAGAAAAACAAUCCCUUACAACAAGACUGUGGGUUGCACUUCUUGUCCUUUCAUGGUGCCAGUGAUGAUGCUUUGACAGCUGGCUCACUUCUGGGGUUUAGCACUCACCCGAGAAGUGUGCUAAAUCAUAAAAAAGGAUUGUCUGGAAAAAGCAUUCACAAGACACAAGCGAUCGUUGAGAGUGCCAUAAAGGUACAUGUAUUUACAUACUGA